Messenger RNA from Drosophila innubila, 1728 nucleotides. RefSeq names its product Down syndrome cell adhesion molecule-like protein 1 homolog (gene DIP-kappa). The record is from RefSeq and is a predicted model, not a curated record. The coding region runs from base 1 to 1728 and encodes 575 amino acids. The transcript has 13 exons. Gene Ontology annotation, cellular component: neuron projection. NCBI's taxonomy places the organism in Eukaryota, Metazoa, Arthropoda, Insecta, Diptera, Drosophilidae.
AUGCGACCACGACCACGACAACGGCCACGCCCACGGGCCCAUGCCAAUGGGCGUUUAGCUGCUUGCGCUCUCAUUAUCAACGCCAUAUCCGCUGUGCUGCUAAUGAUGACUGUGUCGCCCACUCUGGCAGAGAUACCUUCAAAGGGAAAACACUCUCGCGUAGAAACACAGCAAACGGCACAGGAAGAUGCCGACAUGCCACGCUUUGCUGAACCCAUUGCCAAUGUCACUGUGUCCAUUGGACGGGACGCUCUGCUCGCCUGCGUCGUAGAGAAUCUGAAGGGUUACAAGGUGGCCUGGGUGCGUGUGGAUACCCAGACAAUACUCUCCAUACAUCACAAUGUCAUAUCGCAGAAUAACCGUAUUAGCUUAACUUACAAUGAUCAUCGAUCGUGGUAUUUGCAUAUCAAAGAGGUGGAGGAAACGGAUCGUGGCUGGUAUAUGUGCCAGGUCAAUACGGAUCCCAUGCGUUCAAGGAAAGGAUACCUUCAGGUGGUCGUGCCUCCCAUGAUUGUUGAGGGCAUGACCAGCAACGAUAUGGUUGUGCGAGAGGGUCAAAAUGUCUCAUUGAUGUGCAAGGCGCGUGGUUAUCCAGAACCCUACGUUAUGUGGCGUCGUGAGGAUGGAGAGGAAAUGUUAAUAGGCGGGGAGCAUGUCAAUGUCGUUGACGGCGAACUGCUGCACAUCACCAAAGUAAGUCGACUCCAUAUGGCGGCAUAUCUGUGUGUGGCAUCCAAUGGAGUACCGCCAUCGAUUAGCAAACGGGUGCACCUUCGUGUUCAAUUUCCUCCCAUGCUCUCCAUACCAAAUCAAUUGGAAGGUGCGUAUUUGGGACAGGAUGUGAUGCUCGAGUGCCAUACAGAGGCCUAUCCAGCCUCGAUUAACUAUUGGACCACUGAACGUGGCGAUAUGAUCAUUUCAGACACUUCCCGAGCUGGCGAUAAAUACGAGACCACAUCAACCGUCAGUGGCUAUACGAAAUAUAUGAAGUUAAAAAUUCGCGCCGUUGGACCAAAUGAUUUUGGCACCUAUCGCUGUGUGGCAAAAAAUUCACUGGGCGAAACGGAUGGCAACAUUAAGCUCGACGAAAUGCCCACACCAACGACUGCAAUUAUAUCAGAAAUGGCCAUGCUAAAUCGCAGUUAUGAUGGCAAGAGACGUCAUAGAAAUAAAUUUGAGUCGGCUAACGCUUUGCCUGAUUACGGGGUUGAGGAGUGGCGUGACGGUGCUCAAGGCAACCAUCAUGCUGGCAACAGUGGCGAUAACAAUCAAACGCCCGUACGUAAUCCGCCCGGAGCAUUUCACAAUUCUGCAGGCUCACUGGCACAGCAUAAUCUACUUGGUAAAAUAAUGCGCGGCAUUAAAACGCAAUCAUUUGGGAUUUUCAAACGUUUAUCGAGUUAUUUGCCAGCGGCGCUGCUAACGUCGCUGCCACAGUUGCCAUCGCUGCCACAACUGCCAACAUUGCCAAUUCGGUGGCGUAUGAGUAAUAUGAAAAACCAGGCCCAGCCACAGUAUACACCGGAGACUGUUGUCAUCGCGCAGCCAACAAACAUAACCAACAGCAUCUGCCAAAGGACAGCCGACUCCUGUAACACCAACAACAGCAGUAAUAAAUGGUCUUGGCAACAAGAGCUACGCAUAUUUCACAUUGCUCAUACGCCGCGUGUGGCAGCACAACAGUAUCAAGAACAACAACAAGAGCGUGGAAAACAGAAUCAAACAUAG